AUGUUAUUCGAAAAUUAUUUGUCAAGUGUUUGGAAAUUUAUAAUAACUCCACCUUGGAUGAGUGUUUGUGGGUUUGGAAUUAUUUAUAAUUUUGCAGCAAUUGAUUCUGGAUCAUUCAUUUUAAUUUUGUUGGCAAACGGUACAACAAUUAUAAUUUUAGUAGAACAUCGAAUGAGAUCUGUUAUUUCUUUGAUUCAUCGGAAAAUUGCGAGGAUUGCGAGAUUUAUGAAAUAUUUUUAUACCGUGACGCAGUUUUUGGUUAUUUUUUGUUUUCUUCUUGCUUAUGAGGAUUUUCGAGAGCAAACUGAUUAUAAACUUCAACUCAAUGAAGUAAAUGAUUUAUUUUGAAAUUUUUACAACAUAACACACACCUCGGCCAAAAUCGUGGUUUCCAAAAGUCAAAAUUGCACGCUAACAUUUUUUCAAUGUAAAAACUGUAAAUUUUCAGUUUUUGCCCCUCUGAAAUGCUCAAAUUCAGAUAUUUUCAAAAAUUCUACUCUGGUCCACAACGGAUUGGCCGAGAUGUGACAUAACAACUAUCAAAAUUAGCUACCAGAAAUAUUGAAUAAGAGCGUUUUGAAAGAUUCAAUUUUGAAGAUGUUUCUCACUUUUUUCAACAAUUUUACUUUAAAAAAUCGGAAAACCACCUUUGGAUUAUCUUUCGUUAUUUUCAGAAUAAAAAAAACGAAUCAAAGAGUUUCUAAUUGAAAAACAUGACUUUAUCUCCAAAAAAUGUAAUUUAUCCCUGUUUAGCAAAAUUUGCGAAUUUAACUUUAAAAUUCCAGACCGAUGGCCCAAUUCCAAAUUUUAUAUAUUGUGAAAACUGUCUCGUCUUCAAACUUGACUCUCAAAACACUAUAAACUUCGCAAUAUCCUCAACAUUUUCUGUUCUAAUCGCUGGUAACGCUAUUCUUCUAAUGGCAUUUUCCUCGUAUUACGCAUUAUCCUCAAACUCCGCAAUAUUUUCGAAACGAACAAUUCUUGUUCAAAAAAGUUUUCUCCAAAGUUUAUUCAUCCAAAUCGGUGUUCAUAUGUUAUUUCUAGCCGCUCCAAUUCUCUUUUUCUUUUUUGCAUUUUUGUUGAGACUGUCGAUGGAAAAAUGGCAAAUAUUUAUGCAUUUUUUGACAAUUUGUUUUUUUCAACACGGAUCGUUUUCUACGAUUGCAAUGUUGUCAACAAAUAAACAAUUGAAACGAAAUUGUGAGUUAAUUUAUUGAAUUUUUGAAAAAGAUUUUGAAAUUUAAUUCAAUUUUCAGUGAUUCAAUUUUUCCGAAAAAUCCGGCAACGUUUGAAUUGGUCAUCAAACACUGAGGCAGAUAAUAAACUCCGCAAUAUUUUUGCAGUAUAA
Molecule: messenger RNA, 1348 nt
Organism: Caenorhabditis angaria
Lineage: Eukaryota; Metazoa; Nematoda; Chromadorea; Rhabditida; Rhabditidae
Source: the annotation of a GenBank genome assembly